Balaenoptera musculus (blue whale) is the source of this 1631-nucleotide messenger RNA. It is a transcript of the gene EPGN, whose product is annotated as epithelial mitogen. Gene Ontology annotation, biological process: positive regulation of cell population proliferation; positive regulation of mitotic nuclear division; epidermal growth factor receptor signaling pathway. Bases 142 to 477 code for a protein of 111 amino acids. The transcript has 5 exons. Lineage: Eukaryota; Metazoa; Chordata; Mammalia; Artiodactyla; Balaenopteridae. The record is from RefSeq and is a predicted model, not a curated record.
ACAUAUUUUUUUGAUUGGUAAGAACUGCCAGAUGACGCUUCAUGAAAUAUAAAUGCAAGAAAGCCUCCGAGAGCUCAAUAAAAACCUUCCACCCGUCAUUGUAGGAGGAUAAGAGCAAGAUACUGUUAACAAGUGCAGGAAAUGGCUUUCGGAGUUUCAAUAUCAGUCUAUUUCUUAUUCAAUGCUGUGACAGCAUUGACUGAAGACGCAGCCAGGACUGUAACACCCCCAGUCACAACCCAGCAAAGUAACUGGACCAUUAACAAAACAGAAGCUGGUUACACACAAGGACCCAUAGCGUUGAGGCUCUCACAUCCUUGCCUGGAGGACCACAAUAGUUACUGCAUCAAUGGUGUUUGUGCAUUCCACCAUGAGCUGGAGAAAGCCAUCUGCAGGUGUUUUACUGGUUAUACUGGAGAAAGGUGUCUAAAAUUGAAAUCACCUUACAACGUCUGUUCCGGAGGAAGACCACUAUGAGGCCUUUGGAAGAAAUUUUCAUGAGUCAUUGGUGAAAAUCAGUGGGCCCAAAACUGAAAUUUUCAAGUGAAACAACACAACUUCCUAAGCUGACUAGAAAGUUGGAAUCAUGAUGAAACAAGGGAAUAAAUUUCAACAUUGGUCCUUAGACUUUGCUAUUUUUAAAGUGCCAUGGGAGCCAAGGGAACAAGGUACAGUGACAGAAGUCAAGUUCACAGUUCUACUCUGGGUUUGUUGCUGUUGUGUGAUUAUUGUUCUCACUGCAGAGAGACUGAGUUUUAUGCUUCUGACUAUGUCAGAUGUGAAUUUUCAUGGGAAUAAUUAUCAACCUUGCAGCCAGCCAAAGCAAUGCCAAGCUUGGAUUCUUCACUAUGCUUGCUACCAGGAUUCUGGACCACUGCUCUACGGACCAAAUCCCAAACAUGAUGCUUUCAUGGUGUCUAAAAGAAUGUGCUAUUCAGAUGAGAUUACUAUUAUGGCACCUCCAGUGAACCAAACUUAUGAUUGAAGUCUAAGCUAGAGAAAAGAAAUGGAAUGUCCAAGGCAAACAUAAUCAUACCCAACUUGUGACAACACUGUGAAAUAUGGAAUAAGCUAAAGAGUUUCUGAUGACUGAAAGCUGUCUGGACACUGAGCCCUGAGGAGGCAAAACGUUUUUGUUUCUGCAUGGAUUAUAAAAUUUUGUUUUGGACUCACUGGUCCCCAAAUGCUUAUGUUCAUCACUUUCUCCUAUUGUUAGUGGAAUUACCUGGCGAUUAUCUACUUGGACUGAAAUUCUAAAAUUCUACUAACAAAUAAAAUUCUACAAUUGGCUCUGAAAUAGAAACUGAAGAACAUGACAUAAGAAUUUUCCACCAGCCAACAGCGGGUGGAAAUUUUCUUUACCAUUUCUGGGUACCGGAGAGAAGAUUUGCACAGAGGGAGAGAAAACGGAAUAUUGGUAGAAAUAACACUUUGAGAAUUAGGGUCCUUCCUCUCUAAUCAUAUUUCUUCCACCUAAUUUGAAUAGUCUUGUUCAGGUCCCUUAAUUUCUUUGGGCUUUGAUCAGUUUCUACAAGGUCCUUCUAGCUCUAAAAUUUGAUUGUGACAGAAGAGAGAAAAUUUUCCACCUCUCAACUCCAUCUCUGUCCCCGACCUCACCUCUCACCCCACUG